Messenger RNA from Oncorhynchus masou masou (cherry salmon), 1633 nucleotides. RefSeq names its product ectonucleoside triphosphate diphosphohydrolase 5-like. Gene Ontology annotation, molecular function: hydrolase activity. The transcript is spliced from 13 exons. Lineage: Eukaryota; Metazoa; Chordata; Actinopteri; Salmoniformes; Salmonidae. The record is from RefSeq and is a predicted model, not a curated record. The coding region runs from base 311 to 1633 and encodes 440 amino acids.
UGGCUAGUUGGGGUGUGGUCAAAGGGCAUAUAACUGCAUGUUAUUGCUUUGGGGCUCUUCUGUUGGUUGUUGCUUCUAGUUGUAUCUUCUAUCCAGUUAAAUCAGGACUCAGAAGCAGUGUCAAUUAGGCUAUCUAGCGUGCUGUUGGCUAAACUAAACUUUCCUCUACACAACUGCCUCAGUCUCCACUCUUCUAUUAGUUGAGUUGACUAAGAUACCCAUUAGUCCAUCAGGUUUAGCCUAAUCUCUUGGCUUCAUACCCAUCAGAGGGACACUCAUCUCCUGCGCCUGCUCCUUCGCCAGAGUGAAGAUGUCUCUCCAGGCUCCGCUCCUACCUGCAGUGGUCCUGUCUCUGGUUCUGGAAGUGUUGGCUCUGACAGGGCUGUCCCAUGCCCAGCUCCAGCCCAAGGCUUCUGUCCUGGAUUUCUCAGCCAGCCUGGGAAACCUCCUCCCCAGCCUCAGCCGUCCGGCCAACUCCAGCCGGAUCUUCUAUGGGGUAAUGUUUGACGCUGGCAGCACUGGGACACGCAUCCAUGUCUACACCUUCAUACAGAAAGACACUGAGGAGUUACCAGUGUUGGAUAAUGAGAUGUUCCAUUCCAUCAAGCCUGGUCUGUCGGCAUACGCAGACAUGCCUGAAAUGGGUGGGUACACAGUGAGGCAGCUUCUUAAGGUGGCAAAGAAGACUGUCCCGCAGCUGGAUUGGAAGAGAACCCCACUGGUCCUGAAAGCUACAGCAGGAUUCAGGCUGCUGCCCCCAGAGAAAGCCCAGGCUCUGCUGGAACAGGUGCAGGACGUGUUUGAUGAAUCUCCCUUCUUCGUCCCAGACGACAGCGUCAGCAUAAUGGAUGGUACAAAUGAAGGAAUUUUGGCGUGGGUUACUGUGAACUUUUUGACAGGUCACCUGUAUGCUGAGACCAGGAACACAGUGGGGAUUCUAGAUCUGGGGGGUGGAUCAACUCAAAUCACUUUUCUACCCAAAUCCAAGAAAACCAUUGUAAGUUCUCCUGCUGACUACAUUGCCAGAUUUGACAUGUUCAACUCUACAUAUGAACUGUACACUCACAGCUACCUGGGUAAUGGACUGAUGGCAGCCAGACUGGCAGCCCUAGGAGCACUGGGGGCAGAAGGGUUGAAGUGGAGAGUGUUCAAAAGCGCCUGUCUGCCCAAGAAGUUCAGAGAGGAGUGGAGCUUUGGAGGACUCACCUACACAGUCAGCGGGAUACCUGAUGGUUAUGCAGGAUACAAGCUGUGUUACCAGGAGGUGUUGAAGGUAGUGAAGGGAAUAGUUCACCAGCCCUAUGAGUUGAAAGACACCAGUGUGUUCUAUGCUUUCUCCUACUACUUUGACAGAGCCGUGGACGCAGGCCUUAUUGAUGGGACCCAAGGAGGAAUGCUGGAGGUCAGAGACUUUAAGAAGGGAGCUAAAGAGGUGUGUAACAAGAUGUCUAAGUACCGUCCUGUCAGCCCCUUCUUGUGUAUGGACAUGACCUACAUCACCUGUCUGCUCAAAGAUGGCUUCGGCUUCAAAGAGAACACUGUACUGCAGCUGACUAAGAAGGUGAACAAUAUUGAGACAAGCUGGGCGUUAGGUGCCACGUUCAAACACUUCCAGAACCUAAAGAUCCACUGA